Messenger RNA from Micropterus salmoides (largemouth bass), 4390 nucleotides. It is a transcript of the gene pelp1, whose product is annotated as proline, glutamate and leucine rich protein 1. NCBI's taxonomy places the organism in Eukaryota, Metazoa, Chordata, Actinopteri, Centrarchiformes, Centrarchidae. Gene Ontology annotation, biological process: rRNA processing. Gene Ontology annotation, cellular component: nucleus. The transcript is spliced from 19 exons. Bases 60 to 3827 code for a protein of 1255 amino acids. The record is from RefSeq and is a predicted model, not a curated record.
UCCGUAAAUCGACGUCAUCGAGUCGCACACUGGUGACGUUCGCUUGGCGGAGAGGCAAGAUGGCUACAUCGGCUGGGCUGCGUGGCCCAUCUGCUAUGAGACUAACAGAGGGUUUGGUGUCGGUUCUGAAAGAACAGCGUCCCGAAUAUUUACCUGCUCUGGUGGCAAACUACAGGGAACAUGGCGUGUUCCCGUCCCAGGGCGCGAGCGCCGUUGGGGGUCUCGUGGCUUUCAGCAAUGCCAAACUGGGCUCGAGCAAGACCAGGUUUGAGGGGCUCUGUCUGCUCUCCAUGCUGGUUAAGGACAGCUCCAGUGAUCUGUUUCAGCAACACUGCCUUUCCUGGCUGCGCUCCCUGCAGCAGGUCAUACAGUCUCAGGCUCCAGUUCAGACCAUCCAGCUAGCGGUUAACAUUCUGAAAGACUUGCUGCAGUACUCAUCCCAGCUAGCAGAGCUGGCCAGGGAGGUCGGCCUGAACUCCAUCCUGGGCAUCCUUACAUCACUGCUGGGACUUAAGACAGAGUGUGAGCUGGCAGCUAUGGAGGGGAUGACGGCCUGUAUGACCUACUACCCCAGAGCCUGUGGAUCCCUCAGGGACAAACUGGGAGCCUCUUUUCUCUCCAAAAUGGACAGUACAAACAAGAAAACACAAGAGAUGGCCUGUCAGUGUUAUGGUCGCUUGCCCUGCCUGGGUGGCCUUUUGGACAGAGGGGUGGGUACUGGCAGAGCUGAGGGCUGGACCAAUCAGAUUCACUGCCUAUUGGCCUCAGCCAAUGGCCUGCUGGCUCAGAUCUACCAAGGUUCAGAAACAGAUGGAACGGUGCAGUAUGAAGGUCCAGGGGUGGAGCUGGCCUUUCCUCAUCUCGAUCAGUCAGAUCCCCUGCUGCUACUGCAGCUCCAGCACAGAUACACAGCUGUCUGCCUGGCACUCAAACACACACUCAGAGUGGAUCCAGCCUCAGCUGUUCGUCUGCCUGUCAGACCAAUACUCAACCUGGUGUGCCGAGCCCUCGCUGUCAGCUCCAAGAGCAUAAAUUUAACAGGAGAUGGAAGUGUGAGGUUGCUGGUCUUGCCCGUCGUUCACGCCAACACACUGGAGGUCUUAUCAGCUCUUAUCACAGCUGUACGUAGCAGCAUGGUUCAGUACGCUGCUGUGCUACAGAGGCUGUUUUCACAAACCUUGUCUGCCUGGACACCUCAGCCUGAAGCCAGUCUGGGACAGCAGAGAGCCUACAGCUCAGUCCGGGUAUCCGUGUACAGAACCUUAGAGCUGUGGGUCCAGGUAGCCGGAGCCUCUGCUAGCAUCCUUCAAGGAAGCCCUGGCCACUCAGAACUCCUGUUUAGCCACCUGCUCAGUGACAUCACACCAGGGGCGGAGUCUGUCAAACUCCGGGCGGGUCUGUCGGCAGAUGUGGUUCCUGGAGGGAAGCCUGGCCCACGCAGGACAAAACCAUUGGUCAUAGCUGAUGCAGUCGGGCCGUUACUCCAGAGGAAAGGAGACCUUUUGGCUAAUCAGGAUACUUGCCUUUCAGCCCUCAGGGCACUGAGACAAAUCAUGCUGACCAGUGGUACGCUGCUGAAGGAUGAUAUACACAAGCGUCUCCAUGACGUGGUGCUGCCGCUAUGUGUGCGUCUACAGCAGCAACAGUCCAGCAGCAGCGCUUCAUGUGAAUCUACAGGGGGCGUCAGUGGGCAGUACAGCAGUGCCCUCACCCGACAAGAGCUCUACAGGUUAUUGCUGGCUCUGGUCCUGGUCCCAUCACCCUGUUGGCCUCCACCACUGACCUGUGCUGUGUCCAUCCUCAGUAACGGACGCACUGACCGCAACCUCAAGGUCUCUACAUUCUGUAUGGAGGCUCUGACCAUCUGUAACUCCCUCCUCCACCCCCGCACUCCCUCCAUCACCCUUCCGUUACCACCCCUCACCCUAAAACCUACCCCCACUGCUCCAGUCCUCCCCUCCUCACAAGGACCUACCCCUGGACUCACUUUACCAACCCUCCUAGGAGGCCCCGCCCCUGGUCCCCCCUUUCCCUCCCGCCACUCCCUUGGCCUAGGCCCCGCUUCACUGCUGGGUUCUCUGGAGAACCACCUCUCCCUGGUUCCUGGACUGCCGGGCCAGGUCCCCACCCCAGGAGACAUGAUGCUGUCCCACCAGCAGGACCCUGCUGGGCUGGGCCCUCCAGAUGGGCAGAGGCCUGUGUUUGUCCGAUAUGACAGAGAGGAAAUGGAGGAUGUAGAGAUCUCUCUUGCCAGUGACUCAGACGACAGUGUGGUCAUCGUUCCUCCGGGGAUGCUCAACAUGGACAACCAGCAAGAUGAGACGGCAGCACCAGCCAACUGUCAGAACGUGAACUCUGCUGCACCAGGGAGCACUACAGUCACACUACCAGGAGGAGAGUCUGUCACCGUGGUACCCACCACAGCAACAACAACCACAAUGGACGGGGUCUCGCUCCCCAACGACCUUGCUACCUCCUCUCCCCUACUCACCACCUCCACCACCCCUGUCAACUCCUUUCCUCCUUCCGGCACCUCGGUGGUCUCCCUGGUACCACCUUUGAACUCCAGCACACUCACAGCUCCGCCUGCCAUUCUGGGAGACUCGUUGCCUGGCAGACCCCAGCUCCAGCAGAUGCUGAUGCAGCCCUCCACACCGGGCCAGCCUGGCCCCAUGGGUCUACCACUCCAGAUGCACCAGCUGCAGAAUCAGCUGAGCCAGCAGGGACGGCACCUCCACCAGCACCAAACACCGCCCGCCAACAACGAAGACUCCGGUGUCAUUAACAUCAACAGCACUGACGACGAGGAGGAAGAAGAUGAGGACAUGGAGGAUGAUGAGGAGCUGGAGGAAGAGGAGGAGGAAGGGAUGGAUGAGGAGGAUGAGGAGGAGGAAGUGAGUGAUGAAGAGUUUUAUGACGGGGAGGACUAUGAGGAUUAUGAUGAAGAGGAGGGGGAAGAGUUAGAGGAAGAGGAGGAGGAGGAGGAGGGUGGGGACAUACCUCCCCUGGAGGGAGCAGAGGACAGGGCUGGAGAGGUGGGAAUAGAGGAGGGGGAGGUGCUCCGAGCAGGUGUGGAGAAAGGAGGGAUGGCUGCAUUCAGUGUAGAGGGGGAAGCAGAAGGAGGGAUAGAAGAAAUCCAGACCAACAGAGCGCUGUUCGGAGAGGACAGGAUGAAGGUACAAGAGGUGGAAAGCAUCGGAGUCCUGGAGGAGGCGCGGGAGGGGGAGGAGGAUGAAAGUGAAAGGAUGGACGACCCCACCAUGCCACAGAUCCUGUGUGUCACCGGAGGAGCACUGGAGGAGAGGGAGGAGGCCGAGGAGGAGGGAGGGGGAGAAGGUGGGCUGCAGGAGGAUGCGAGCUUGUGGGAACAAGGAGCCAAUGAGAUUGAGCCAACAGCCGCCUCAGAAGAAUGCACAACCAAUCCGAAUCAACAGCAGGAAUCAGGAACUGAACCUGCACAGGAAGCCACUGUGAGCGAUAACCAGCCAUCCGGUCAUCAGGAGGACCCGCUAACAGACUCAGCAGCAGCAGAUUGUGAAACCUCAACAGUCCCUGAUACAAAAGAGCAAGAGGAGACAGACGCUGAUAAAAGUGAAAACAUAAAACCAGAGCAGCAGGAGACAGAAGGACAAGAAGGGGGAGAGAGUGAUGGAGAGGAAGGUAAAGGUGUGAAGAGGAAGAGAGAGGAGACGCACAGGGAGGAGGAGGUGGGGCAAAGCACUGAGAAGAAAAAGCUGGAUGAAGAAGCCAUGGCCUCCAUGUUGGCUGAUUUUGUCGCCUGUCCACCUGAUGAUGAAGACGGUGCCUCUAGUUCAAACCGCUCAUAAACAUUUGCUAACCUGAACUGAUGUGAUUAAAGUAACCAUGGAUACAGCAGAUACUGCUAGGAUAAUGUAUCAUUAGUGACAUUUUCAAGUUUCCUCUACAUCAACAGCAACCCCUUAUCAUUCUGUACAUCUUCCAGUCAUUCUUCAGUGUGCAGAUCAUGGAGGAAAACAACUGGAGGCUACAUUCUACUGGUAGAAUGUAGCCUCCAGUUUUCUUUAACAUUAUUGCCAUCUUCAGGCUACACAAUGUGGGGGUGUGGGAAUAAUUGGGGGGAAGUCAGACUUAUUACUUUGUCACAUCACCCAGCUUGUAAUUGGCAAGAAGUAGUUUUACAUGAGCUAAAAGACGGUGUACAUUUUCUACAAGUACAGCUGCCCAGGAAGGAUGUGAUGCUCUAUGAAAUGUGUUACCCAGAACGUUAGCCUUUGUUCUUGUAUACAGUACAUCGUAUCCUACAGUUAGUUUCUUGGAUUUAUAUGCAUCUUUUAUGGUCCUUAUGUUGUGUCUUCACUGUUAUAUGGUUUGUUAUAAAAAAGUAAAAAAAUCCAACAUGACUUACCUA